AUGAACGUUAGGAACUAUUAUGCUGAGUUAGGGCAAGAUAAAGCGCAAGCAAUUAUCGAUGAAAUCACAAAGGCGUAUGAACGAGCUGGACAAUCAGGUUUUCCACCUCAAUAUGGAUAUAUUCCUGGUAUUCCACCGCCUACGGCUCAAUCAGUUCCGGGUGCUGCACCCCCUCAAUAUGGUGGAGCUCCAAUGCCACCGAUGAUGUUAGGUCGGCCUCCUGCAGGAGCUGGCGCACCUGGCACUGUUCCCGCACCAGGACUUUCAAUACCACCACCGGGAUUAGGAUCAGCACCACCAGGAAUGGUAGCACCUGGAGUUGUAGGUCCUCCUCAGAGUAUGCCAAUGAUUAAGACUGAACCAAGUUAUCUUCCAAUGAAAAUUGUAUCUCCGGGUAUUCGACCAUCAAUAGUUUCUCCUACUAAUGCUACAUCAUUGGGUCCUGGAUCUCAAGGCAAUAUUCCUCCAGGCGGUGUUCCUGGUUCUGUGCCACCUCCUGGAAGUAUUAAUUAUCAACAAUAUCCGAUAGGGCAUCCCUCACAACAUUAUCCACCUGUUGGUGGCGGUCUUAAUGUUUCUGGCCCUUUAGCGCUCCAAUCUUCAAGAGGUGUUAAAAGACAAAUGGAAGAAUAA
This is a messenger RNA of Funneliformis geosporum, 633 nucleotides long. The record is from the annotation of a GenBank genome assembly. Lineage: Eukaryota; Fungi; Glomeromycota; Glomeromycetes; Glomerales; Glomeraceae.